UGGGUGUAAACUAUUUAUUCCGUUUUUGUGAGGCUGCUUCGGAGGCUCUCUGGAUAUCGACAGCUACUAUGGUGACUAAUCUUCCUGCAACAAAGUCCACCAACACAACGACGUCGUUACAGGAGAAACGACACCGUUCUAUCUUCGAAGUUCCACCGAACUUCUUCGAUUGUUGUCGCCUUCUCCCUUCUCCUCACUCAUCCGUUUCCGACCACUACAGCGUAUCCAGAACCCAAACCCUCGAACCAUCCUCAAACGACGACGUCGUUUUGGAUGCCCCUCAAAACGCGGUCGUUUCCGCGCCUAGGUGGACCUGCAAUACCUGCAAGACUCAAUUCGAUUCCCUUCAGGACCAGCGUUCCCAUUUCAAAUCCGACAUUCAUCGAUUCAACGUGAAGCUGACAAUUGCUGGAAAGAAUAUUGUGAAGGAAGAAGAUUUUGAGGUUCUGACAUCUGAAUUUGUCAAAGACUAUGAUGUGUCAAGUAUAUCAGGAUCAGAAAUUGACGAUGAUAGUGAAACUGAGUCUCAGAGUCAAAGUGUAUUGUGUGACAAAUCUAGCAAAAGUUUUAAACCGAAACUAUUCUUCCGUCUUCAGACAGGGCAGAGAGUUUCUGUCUGGAAGUGUUUGAUUAUGAAUGUGACUGAAAAUGUAUUGUAUGAUAAUGAAACGGCUGAGAAUCAAGUGGUUGAGAAGUUGAAAUCUUUGACUGCUGAGCCCAGAGACAAUACCUAUUUGAGGAUUGUUCUGCUUGCGUCUGGUGGGCACUUCGCAGGUUGUGUCUUUGACGGUGAUGCUGUUGUGGCUCACAAGACAUUUCACAGAUAUGUUGUAAGGGCGAAGGCAGGAAAAAAACAAUCAUCUAAAGAUGCUUCUGGCAGGGCUGCUCAUUCUGCUGGGGCUUCACUUCGUCGAUAUAAUGAAAUUGCAUUGAAGAAGGAAGUUCAUGAACUGUUCACUGAUUGGAAACCUUAUUUUGAUGCUUCCAAUUGCAUUUUUAUACAUGCACCUUCAAGUAGUCGUCAACUGCUUUAUGAUGGAGAGAGAUCGUACUUUACCAAUCAGCAGUGUGCUAUUAGAAAUAUUGCUUUGACUGUUCGGAGGCCUACUUUCAGGGAAGCAAAGCGGGUAUAUAGCCAGUUGAUCCAGGUAACCUAUGAAGCAGAUGAAAAGGAAGUUUUGCAAAGCAACCAAGAGGAUUCAGUAUCAAUUCACAUUUCUAAAAUAAAUGUCAGUCCAACCUCCAGCAAGGGGGACAUGGCUGAGUUGGAUGACAAAGAUAAAGCUGAAGCUUUUUCAAGUAAACAAAAUGAUGAACUCCCAAUUUCAAGUAAUGGAGAAAGUGAGGAUGAUCUAUCUUGUAAAUCAACUCCUUUACAUCAGGCAGCACAAUCGGAUGACUCUCUAAAGGUUUUAGAGUUCUUGGAACAGGGCUUGGAUCCCUGCAUCAAAGAUGAAAGGGGGAGGACCCCAUAUAUGUUGGCACAUGACAAAGAAGUGAGGAAUACUUUCAGAAGGUUUAUGGCGUCAAAUCUUGACAAAUGGGAUUGGCAAGCUGCAAAAGUGCCCAGUGCAUUGACCAAAGAAAUGGAAGAAUCACAAGCUGCUAAGCAGGCAGAAAAAGAUGCUAAGAGAAAAGCUAGAGCAAAAGAAUUAAAGAAAUUGCGUAAAGCAAAAGAAAAGAAGGCUCAGGUUGAAGCCACCUUGCCUAAGAAUGAUUCGAAAACUAUAGAGAAGCAAGUAACUGCUUCAACAUCGGUUAAGGGACAAUCUCAACUAAAAAGUGGUGUGCAAUUAUCCAAAGAGGACCAAAUAAGAAUGGCACAGGCUGCUGAAAGAGAAAAGAGAGCAGCUGCUGCCGAGAAGAGAAUAGCUGCCCUCAAAAUUCAAGCUAAUAGUGCAACCACUGCACCAACCAUGUCAGAACCUAAAAGUGGAUUAGCCGGUGACAUUUACUGUUCCUGUUGUAAUUCAUCACUUGCUGGUAAAGUUCCCUUCCACCGGUAUAAUUACAAAUACUGCAGCACAUCAUGCAUGCAUGUACACAGGGAGAUCCUAGAAGACCAAUGACAAUGUGUUUAGAUAUUUAAAAUUUUCUUUUGUGCAAGUCAAGCUUGCUCCGAAUAUCCAUUGUUUUUUAUUUGGUAUCAAGUAAUUUUGGGUUGAGAAAGGGAAAGAAAUAAGGAGGCGUGGGGAGCAGCCAUGGUAGAAGGACUGGAAUGGUAAAUAACAUGAGCUGAUGAUGUUCAAAGGUACGAGAAAUUGUUUUCCAAACAACAUUGAUACAGCUAGAGUCAUAACAGCUAUCUUAAGAGCGUUCCCACACUUUGUGCCGUGCCAAACAUGCACAUAGCAAAUGGCCAAGUGCACUUGACAUUUAUCUUGUAUCAUCUGAUUUUAUUUUUCCCUGUGUGGGUUUCUGUAGGAAGUCUAGUCUCUUUGACGAUAUUUUACUAGGCAUCGGGCCUCAAAGUAUCGUGAAUCCUCUGGUCUUAGGCAGCAUGUAUUGCCUGUUUUAAACCAGAUCAGGGAGGUUGAUUCGUUGAGGACUUGAGGUGUAUUUCAUACACUAGUAAUUAAUGGUUAAUAUUUAGCAAUGUAUGUCACUUUAAAUAUAAAUACUAAAAAAAUCAUUUGCUAUAGCAUUAUUCCUAAGUAACAAAUUUUUAACUUGUAA
Messenger RNA from Glycine soja, 2676 nucleotides. RefSeq names its product ankyrin repeat and zinc finger domain-containing protein 1-like. Lineage: Eukaryota; Viridiplantae; Streptophyta; Magnoliopsida; Fabales; Fabaceae. The record is from RefSeq and is a predicted model, not a curated record. The transcript has 7 exons. Bases 69 to 2069 code for a protein of 666 amino acids.